This is a messenger RNA of Vicia villosa (hairy vetch), 872 nucleotides long. Its product is annotated as protein C2-DOMAIN ABA-RELATED 11. Bases 172 to 672 code for a protein of 166 amino acids. The record is from RefSeq and is a predicted model, not a curated record. The transcript has 4 exons. NCBI's taxonomy places the organism in Eukaryota, Viridiplantae, Streptophyta, Magnoliopsida, Fabales, Fabaceae.
GUUAAAAAAAACACUCGUCCUUUGACCACCUCUUACUGCCGGUGAAACAACAAGGUUGUUCUUGUUCCACCAAUCCUUUCAUCCAUAAAUUCUGAUGAUGCUGAUUGCUCCAUCACAUAAAUCAUAAACAAAUUAACCAAACACAUAUUAUUCAUUCAUUGGAGGAGUAUAAUGAGUGAACAAUUGGGGGUGCUAAAAGUCAUUAUUGUGCAAGGAAGAAGGUUGGUGAUUAGGGAUUUCAAGACCAGUGAUCCUUAUGUUGUGCUCAAAUUAGGGAAUCAGACUGCAAAGACCAAGGUCAUUAAUAGCUGCUUGAAUCCUGUUUGGAAUGAAGAGCUGAAUUUCACUUUGACUGAACCCUUGGGAGUUCUCAAUUUGGAAGUAUUUGAUAAAGAUCUUUUGAAAGCUGAUGACAAGAUGGGAAAUGCAUUUAUCAACCUUCAACCAUUAGUCUCUGCAGCCAGAUUAAAAGAUAUUUUAAAAGUCUCUUCCGGCGAGACAACACUAAGAAAGGUGAUACCUGAUACUGAUAACUGUCUUGUACGCGAAAGCAGUAUCAAUUGCGUUAAUGGCGCGGUUGUGCAGAAUGUUUGGUUAAGGCUUCGUGAAGUCGAAUCCGGGGAACUAGAAUUGACACUCAAGUUGACCAAACCUGUUGCUCCUUCAAAAUAGUACUGCAGAGAGAGUAGAUUCCUAACUAGAUUAUAGUUGUAACAUUUUAUAUGUUGUUGUGGCUUGGUUUUGAUUGAUUGUUUUAUAAGUGUAUCUAUCUAUGAAAAAAAAUGAUGCAUAUUCUAAUGCAGUUUAGUGUUUGGUUAGAUAAGACACAUUUGAAGCUGCAUUUUCAAAUGAACAAGUUGUGAUUUUUGGCU